AUUUUAAAAACACAGUGCAGUAAAAACCGAAAGAGGGAGUAUGCUUUCCUCAUUAACUGUAAUUAGUCGGUUGUAAUGUUUUUGAUUGCAGAGCUUCAUUAUUUCGGGCAGUCUGAAUAAAACACCCCUACAAAUACAACGGUUUCAACACAUUGUAUUCUGCUAGGCUAGCCUUCUGUCUCGGACUCGACAUCAAAACAACAGAGGUUUAAAAACACAAGCGUUUUAAUCGAUUUAAAAUAAAUAAAUAAAUAUUAAACACGUUUAGAUAUGUGUCAGAGUUGUCGUAGUCACACAAGCAAGUUAAAAAUAAUAAGCGCACUGACGGGAACGUUUCGUGUUUCCAUGGUUACGGUGUUAAAAACGUCUACCUUUCAACUUUGAACCUGAGAGAGAAGAUCAUGCAACAUGGCAGAGAAAAGAAACUCCACAGGACAGUCCCUGCUGUUUUUAAUCAUCUCUGUAGUUUCUGUUCAUUUAUUGAUAUGCCCCUACACUAAGGUAGAGGAGAGUUUUAAUUUACAGGCACUGCACGACAUUCUUUAUCACAGACUGGAUUUAGAAAAGUAUGACCAUAAUGAAUUUCCUGGUGUUGUCCCAAGAACAUUUCUUGGACCACUUUUUAUUUCAAUAUUGUGUUCACCAGUAGUGUAUAUCCUUUCGGUUCUUGAAGCAUCAAAGUUUUACUCGCAGAUAACGGUGAGGGGCUGUUUGGGUUUCUGUGUGACAUAUGCACUCUGGAAACUUCAGAAGGAAGUUAGAAGGCUCUUCGGCUCAACUGUGGCAUCCUUAUUCUGCUUCAUUACAGUCACUCAGUUUCAUCUGAUGUUUUAUAGUACAAGAACACUACCAAAUGUGUUUGCCUUGCCCAUAGUCCUGCUGGCUUUUACUGCUUGGUUGCAACAAAAUCAUGGCGUCUUUAUCAGUCUAUCUGCCCUGGCAAUCAUUGUAUUUAGAUCUGAACUCUGCAUAUUCCUGGGCCUUAUGUUACUGAUGUCUUUGAUAAAUAGAAGGCUUUCUGUCUUACAAUUGUUUUACUACACAGUUCCAGCUGGUAUAAUCUGCCUUGGCCUGACAGUUUCAGUUGAUUCUUUUUUCUGGAAACGUCUGGUAUGGCCUGAAGGAGAAGUACUUUGGUACAACACAGUUUUGAAUAAAAGCUCAAACUGGGGAACUUCUCCAUUUCUGUGGUAUUUCUAUUCAGCUUUGCCCCGAGCACUGGGCUGCACUAUUUUGUUUGUUCCUCUUGGUGCAAUGGAUAGGAGAACACGACUUCUGCUUCUACCAACCGUGGGAUUUAUUUUAUUAUAUUCAUUUCUGCCUCACAAGGAGUUACGCUUUAUAAUAUACACGGUUCCAGUCUUUAACAUAGUAGCAGCAAAAGGUUGUUCUUACAUAUUAAAUAACUACCAAAAAUCUUGGAUUUAUAAACUAGGCACUUUAGUUGUAAUUGGCCAUUUAAUGGCUAAUACUGCAUACUCUGGCAUGUCACUAUAUGUCUCCCGUUUUAAUUACCCUGGUGGAAAAGCUAUGGACAAACUCCAUGAAUUAUUACCUUCAACUUCAGAUGUUUCGGUUCACAUCAGCGGGGCAGCAGCACAAACUGGGGUUUCACGCUUUCUGGAGCUUAACAAUAACUGGAGGUAUGACAAAAGGGAAGAUAUUAAACCAGGCAACCCAGAAAUGACUAGUUACUCACAUGUCCUGAUUGAUGCGCAGCCAGCCCAGCUGGUUUACUUCAAAGGCACGCACAAAACUCUGGCAAAUAUACCUGGCUUUAGUGAACUUGUUGUAAAUGUGUCUUUGCUACCUCCACUGUAUGUAAAACUUGAAACAAAGUUAGUAUUACUAGAAAAAAAGUCAUUAGCGUGAAUAUAUUGAAAUAAUCCCAAGCUGUACUUUGAAAGUAAAAUAUAUUGUACCACUUCUUUUAUUUUUUUUUUUUCUAAGUUAGUUUGUUUUAUUGCUAUU
This is a messenger RNA of Polyodon spathula (Mississippi paddlefish), 1971 nucleotides long. It is a transcript of the gene alg12, whose product is annotated as ALG12 alpha-1,6-mannosyltransferase. The record is from RefSeq and is a predicted model, not a curated record. Gene Ontology annotation, cellular component: endoplasmic reticulum membrane. Gene Ontology annotation, molecular function: alpha-1,6-mannosyltransferase activity. Gene Ontology annotation, biological process: protein N-linked glycosylation. The coding region runs from base 409 to 1872 and encodes 487 amino acids. The transcript has 9 exons. NCBI's taxonomy places the organism in Eukaryota, Metazoa, Chordata, Actinopteri, Acipenseriformes, Polyodontidae.